UCUUCUACUGGCCAAUCAUACUUGAUCAUGGGUGGAGACUAGACAAAGGAGACACCUUAAGGCUCCAGAGAGACUACAGAGACUCAACCAGAGAGACUACAGAGACUCAACCAGAGAGACUACAGAGAGAGACUCAACCAGAGAGAGACUCAACCAGAAACAGCAGUAACCAGACAGAGGAUCAACCAGAGAGACACAAGCUUCCAGAGACUAUAUACAGGAUCCAGAGAGACCAGACAGAGAACAAAGAGAGAGAGUUAUGGAGACACAUCACUGUGACACAGGGGGGAAGAGCCUUUCCUCACCUAGUAACCUCAAGAGGCACAUGAGGAUCCACAAUGGAGAGAAGCCCUACAACUGUGAACUCUGUGGUAAAACCUUUAGACAGACUGGGGAAUUAACAGCUCACCGAAGAAUCCACACUGAAGAGAAGCCCUACAACUGUGACCUCUGUGGUAAAACAUUUAGCCAGGCUGGCCAUUUCAGAGCUCAUAGCAGGAUCCACACUGGAGAGAAGCCCUACAGCUGUGACCUCUGUGGUAAAACCUUUAGCCGUACUAGCAAUUACACAGAUCACCGCAGGAUCCACACUGGAGAGAAGCCCUACGGCUGUGACCUCUGUGAUAAAACCUUUAGCCAUGCAAGCAGUUUCACAGCUCACCGCAGAAUCCACACUGGAGAGAAGCCCUACAACUGUGACCUCUGUGGUAAAACAUUUAACCAGGCUGGCCAUUUCAGAGCUCAUAGCAGGAUCCACACUGGAGAGAAGCCCUACAGCUGUGACCUCUGUGGUAAAACCUUUAGCCGUGCUAGCAAUUACACAGAUCACCGCAGGAUCCACACUGGAGAGAAGCCCUACGGCUGUGACCUCUGUGAUAAAACCUUUAGCCAUGCAAGCAGUUUCACAGCUCACCGCAGAAUCCACACUGGAGAGAAGCCCUACAGCUGUGACCUCUGUGGUAAAACCUUUAGGCGGGCUGGGGAUUUGACAGCUCACCGCAGAAUCCACACUGGAGAGAAGCCCUACAGUUGUGACCUCUGUGGUAAAACCUUUAGACUGACUGGGGAUUUGACAGCUCACCGCAGAAUCCACACUGGAGAGAAGCCCUACAGCUGUGACCUCUGUGGUCAAACCUUUAGGCAGGCUGGCCAUUUAACAUCUCACUGCAGGAUUAUGGACUGGGGAAUUGACGCUCACUGCAGCAUCCACACUGGAGAGAAUCCCUACAGUUGUGACCUCUGUGGUAAAACCUUUAGCCAUGCAAGCAGUUUCACAGCUCACCGCAGAAUCCACAUUGGAGAGAAGCCCUACAGCUGUGACCUCUGUGGUAAAACCUUUAGACUGACUGGGGAUUUGAUAGCUCACCACAGAAUCCACACUGGAGAGAAGCCCUACAUCUGUGACCUCUGUGGUCAAACCGUUAGCCAUGCUGCCAAUUUCAGAGCUCAUAGCAGGAUCCACACUGGAGAGAAGCCCUACACCUGUGACCUCUGUGGUAAAACCUUUAGCCGUGCUAGCAGUUACACAGAUCACUGCAGGAUCCACACUGGAGAGAAGCCCUACACCUGUGACCUCUGUGGUAAAACCUUUAGGCGUGUUGACCAUUUCAAAGCUCAUAGCAGGAUCCACACUGGAAAGAAGCCCUACAGCUGUGACCUCUGUGAUACAACCUUUAGCCAGGCUGGCAAUCUCAGACGUCACCGCCGGACCCACACAGCAGAGAAGAUCUAAGCAGCCCACACUGACUAUUUAUGUCAAACAAAUGACCUAUUGAACAGUUUAUGCAUAUCUAUAAUAGAAAAACCAAGGGGGUGAAGUUGUCCCAGAAGUCACCACCUGAGAGAACUUCUUUAUGACCCACAGUUGGAAGAACUACUGCCCUGCACCUACUGGGACAGCACAUGCAGUAACACCAGAUCUACAGUCCAACAUGACCGGACACAGGGAAGAUACUCUACCCCUGUAACAAUGGAGGGGAAGCUGUGUCAGACUGGGUAGAAUCUUGGUAAACACUGGCUGACACCUUUCAGUUUUGAAGCACACAUUUGUAAUUUCAUAAGAAACCCAUCAAGGUGCUCCAUAUUAAUUUCUGGUUGACCUCUGUUUAUCUCUGCAGCCCUUCAGAGUGUCUGUGUAUUUGACCCAUUUGUUGAGUAAGAUUGGUUGGUUUGUUAUUGUUUUAAUUACACGAGCUGUUGAGACUCAUGCGGGUUGUUCUUGAAACUGUAUCUGUACUUUAAGGAAUACAAUACUUAGUAGUUCUGAUGAAGACGGAUAAUUGUGUUGUAGGGCUGUAUUGGCAGAGACCUGAAUAAUACAGCCCCUUUGUCACUGGUCACACAGACACUCGUCUGGGACAGUCGUUGAUUUGCAUGAAUGCUAAAAUGACAAUCACACUUUAAUGACACACCUCUGGAAAGGUGGUCUCAACAGUUGAAGAGGAAGGUGGACCAAGAA
This is a messenger RNA of Osmerus eperlanus (European smelt), 2458 nucleotides long. Its product is annotated as zinc finger protein 271-like. The transcript has 2 exons. Gene Ontology annotation, molecular function: DNA-binding transcription factor activity; RNA polymerase II cis-regulatory region sequence-specific DNA binding. NCBI's taxonomy places the organism in Eukaryota, Metazoa, Chordata, Actinopteri, Osmeriformes, Osmeridae. The record is from RefSeq and is a predicted model, not a curated record. Gene Ontology annotation, biological process: regulation of transcription by RNA polymerase II. The coding region runs from base 260 to 1732 and encodes 490 amino acids.